AUGCUGUGUAUGAUAUAUGAUGAAGAAGAGGUAGAGGAAGAGAAAAUUGAAGACUAUGAGGAAGAAGAUUCUGGUCCCAUCUACGACACUGAUGGGGAAGGAGAAUAUUGUGAAAGAAUGGGUUUUUUGGUUGAAGAGAAAUUUAUUGAAGAAAUUGAAGAAGAAACUAAUUUUGUGAUCGGAGAUGAAAUUGUUGAAGCAAUUGUGGAAGAAAUCAAUUUUAUUGAUAUGCACAAAAUUGUUGAAGAAAUGGUGAUUUUUGUUGAACAACAAAAAUCAUUCCGAGAGCUCACAACCUUGAGAACCAAUGACUAUAAGUGCCACAAAAAUUCAGGUUCUCAUAUCUUUUAUGAACAUAAUUCCUUUUCUAAUGAUCUUAAAGAAAUCCAAAUUGGAAGCUUCAUUGAUCAAGAAGGGUUAUUUGUUUUUCAUCUUCAUGUUCGUUUCAAAGUGUGGGAAAUUUUUACACUUUGGAGACCAUGGAAUGCUUAUAUUUUACAUUUUGAAGACCUUGACGAGAGGAGGAAGUAUGGUGAGAGGUUGGAUUUUACUGAUUAUGAUCUUACUAAUGUUGUUUUUGUUUUGUCUUCAUUCAUUGAUCAAAAGGAGAAAAAAGACUUGCAUAUUACUUUUGAUAAAAAGUUUUGUCCAAUUGAAGAUAGAAACUUGUCAUUCGUGACUCAAAAACAGCAAGACCAAUUAUUUUUGGAUGAUGGCAGAAUUUUGUACCCUCCAAAAGACGAUAUGAAGAUUUCCAAAACAAUAUGUGUUCAUGGCGUAGCAAUCAGUCACGAAAAGAGGCAUUGCGUGGCAAUUCUUAUGCCAAUUUUUCGUGUUGGCGACAAACAAAACAUAUUUUUAUUAAUUCUUCAUUCGUUGUUCAAAAACACCAGGAGCGAAGGCUUGCAUUUUGUGGUGAAAGAAAGAAGAAGGAUUGUAUCCAUUGUUUUACUAACCAUCUUUCUAAGAGUAAAGAAGAAAGAAUUAAUCAAUAUGAAGAUCCAAGUCCCAAGUAUUUACGUAGGGGGGAGCUCAUGA
Molecule: messenger RNA, 1038 nt
Organism: Lactuca saligna
Lineage: Eukaryota; Viridiplantae; Streptophyta; Magnoliopsida; Asterales; Asteraceae
Source: the annotation of a GenBank genome assembly